This is a messenger RNA of Notechis scutatus (mainland tiger snake), 714 nucleotides long. NCBI's taxonomy places the organism in Eukaryota, Metazoa, Chordata, Lepidosauria, Squamata, Elapidae. The record is from RefSeq and is a predicted model, not a curated record.
AAACGUUGAAAUGCUGGUGAUUUAUGGUUGAUAUCUGCCCUUUCUACCUUUGCAGAUGUGGCAGUUGUGGAGAUGAGCAACAGCUUGUGUCAGCCUUCACUUUUCUAUCAUCUGGGAGUACGUGAGAGCUUCAGUAUGACCAACAAUAUUCUCCUUUGCUGUUAUACCGAUCUUUCAGAGUUGCAAGCUCUCCGUGAAGUAAUAUUUCAGAAGAAUUCGGACAGCCACGGGAGCUAUACCUUCAUCCCAUAUGUGGUGACAAACCAGAAGAAGGUCUUCUGUUGCGAUGUCAGCACCAUGAUGUGCUUGACUGAGCUUUACCAGUCCAACUUCAACAUGGAAGCUUUCUUCAACCCACUGACAACGCAACUUGCUAAACUGCUUGAGGGCACUUCUGUCAGCUCCAGUGGCUACUUCCGGGAGAUGAUCCGGAGUGACAUCCGGAAGGCUCGUGAAAUGUACCAUGGGAAACAACUGAGCCAUGAACUGACCAGCAUUCUACAGCGCCUGGACAGUGUGGAGUGCCUGAGCCUAGACAUUGUCAUGAACUUCCUUCUCUCCUACCGAGAUGCUCAGGUGAGCUCACCUCUUGAUGCUGUUUGGGCUUCACCUCUGCACAGGUAACUGAAAACAAGUAGGAUUGGUUGUCACAACACCACCACAGCAGUAGUUUCUUCACUGUUUUGUUUUUUUAUUGGGGUACCUCUCUUACCU